CUAUUAACUCGUUGCCUGUUCUAGGAUCCGCAGAGUGACACGAACAAGAAGAGUGAUAUCGGUAUUGUUGCUGGCGAAGUGUUAGAGGCGAUCGUUGGAGACCAGGGUUCGGUAAUAUCCUCUGACAACAUGUGGGACGAUUAUCAGGACCACUAUUCCGAACAUUAUCUCGAUCACUAUUCCGAGAAGGAGAUGGAUGACGACACGGUGCGAAGGUUGCUCAACUUUGGGGAUGAUUAUCGAUCGUUUAUUGGGUCAACAUCCGACACAUCAUCGUUGUCAGGACUCCGUGUGCGUGGAGGCGGUCAUAAGAAGGGCCACACCGAUGACCGAAGGUACAGAGGUGCAGGACGCGACAGCGAGCUCGAUUCUGAGCAGGAACAGAUGCAGCAGCUAAACAGUCUUGGCCAUGAUGAAAGCAACAGUAACAACAUUAGUUGCGACAACAAAAUGGACAUCGACGCUGUUACCGCUGUUAGUCGCGACCAUACCCAUGCCCAUACAGUACCUGCGUUACUGACUAGCUCGGGCCAGAUCGGACUCGACGUCGGAUUGAAAAACUUGGAAAAUUCUACACAGGUCGCUGAAGUACUCAACCGAAGCGAUCGCGAUUUGGCGUUCGUUACUAACGCACUCAAUAAGGAUCUUCUGUCCAAGGACGCGAUGACCGCUAACCAAUUUAAUGAAAUGAUUGCAAAAUGCCGGUCCAAUAUUCAGUGCCUUCAGAUAAUUAAGAUCAAUAUCUCAAUCGGACCUGAUCAACCAAGUAGCUGUAGUUUGUCAGGCAAUACAACUAUUAGCGGGGUAUACGGGCCAGGUAAUCUUGCUCCUUCUACGGAACAGCUUAUUCGCCAACUGAUGGAACGUUGGAAUAUGCUGCUACUAGAUAUCCAGUCCCGUGGAGCAACAAACCCCAACGAAGAAUCCCGAUCCCCUGUCCUGGCCAAUGGUGCCGGUGCUAACAAUGUUAGUAACCAGUGCGCGCCGUUAAUAUGCACGCCAUUCAGGCGAACAUUCGACGAUGAAUCGGUUCGUGAGGACAUCGUCAAGCUUCGUGAAGAGAUGCUACAGAUGGAGUGUAUGCAAAGAGAACUCGAAGACGAAAGCGUCAAUCUUCAAAGGCUCAACGUGAAUAAGCUCGAUGAACGGAUCGCAGUCCUUAAGAGAAAUUUGUCGACUCUUCAUGAGCUCAAACGUUCACUGUUAAAUGUGAAGGUAAAAGUUCACCGCCUGGCUGCCAGUAACUCUGACCGCGUUUGUUCCCUCACGCAGGACGUUCGCGACCUUUACAACACAUGGGACACACUGUACGAAAGCACUAAGCACCAGUUGAUGAAUCUACAGCAAAGCAAAAAUUUCCUCCAGGACCCCAACAGGCGAAACAAUUACCUUAGCGAGGCGUUUCACCGUCAGAAAGUGACAGCCGAAGCAGAGUUGGAUGGACACCAUCAGGUUACUGAUACGUCGGAAAACGCUAUUGACAUCAGCGAGAUCAUUAAGAUCUCGACACAGAUGAAAGAUAGUAUGGGCGGUGCCACCGUUGCCGACCUCCCGUUGACGUCCCUGCAGCCCAGAAAUGGCAUUUGUCCAGCGUCAGCAACCUUGUUGCAGUUCAAGGUAAAUGAUGACGACUACGAUUCGAAUUAUGAAAGCGAAGAUGAUUCGCCAACCAUUUGCUCCGAUAGCGAAGGUAACAAAAGUAUUUGGAGGAUCUUCAAGGCAGCUCUUCCCUUUCAGGUGGCAUUGGUGAUGCUGUACUGCGUAGCGUGCUUUAUGGAACCACGCUGCUGCGACGUAACGAACACGCUCAACUCAUUUGGGCCUCAACUCCGCUACGAGCAGGGACCUCCACCAGUAUAGACUAACCACUACGGACAUGAUGUUUAGGAUCUACAAGAGAAACUUCGUCCCUGUCUCGGUAGGAAGUAUCAUUGGGGCGCUGAUGAGCGCUAUUGGUUAUCUAUUGGUUCACCACGGUGCUAGGCCUCGAGAUAAAAAAAUAACCAAGUGAUUCCACAUUACGGUCGACGCACAUAGAAUUUGUUUUACUUGGUGUCAAAGACACACGAAUUUUACAGUCAUCACGGCGAAUCCCCAUCAGAUUCCCUACGCUUUCGUAUGCCAUUGAUCGAACCUAUAAACCCGGUGCAAAGGCCGCUCCUGUGCGGAAUAUAACGCUCGAUACGACUUUGGCAUAUUACAGACGAACAUUACCUAGCAAACAUACAGGUGCAUCGUGCCUGUUCACUAAGAGUAACCCGUGUGUGGCCGACUUCAACCAUGAAAGGAUACUUAAUGUAAAUAUUAUGAUAUUAACAGUAGAUUCCGGUAGUCGUGUUUUGCUAGCAGUAGAAAAAAAACAAACCAGAUCUGAUGGUGCUCUUUUAGAGCGGUGGAAUUAAAAUCCUCCAAAAAAAUAGAUGUUAUUCCGGAGGCACUGGACGAUAAGAAAUCGUAUUUAAGGACAAAAAAAAGAUAUAAAAGAGAAAAAACGAAACAAAAAUACCAAAGUCAAACGAGCACCUAGCGACUUAUCAACGCUGGUUUUGGCAAUGGUUAUGUCCUAGUGGUCAGAAACGUAGGGUCUGAAUGAAAUAAAAAAAAUAAUGUUCAGAUUAUAACAAUUAGAAGGACGUACAGCCGAGAUAAAAUGACACAACGCUACGAGAAAAGAAACAAAAAACAUGUCUAUCAUGUACUUUUCCGGCAUAGCUAAUACAUGGUAAUUGUUAGGAAAUUCCAUGCAAAACAAAGCACAAACGUAGUUAGAUGGCCAUAUCGGCAGCGAGAACAAGAUGAUCGUGCAGAUAAAUAUUAUAUCUAUAUGCAUCUAUAUACAUUAACUAUUCAUUUACAUGCUGAAUCAUAGAUCGACAGGACUCAUUUGACCCAAAGCUGUUCAUCAAGGGUUUAGUUGAGCCUGAAUUGUCGCGUUAAGGGAACACUGUACCUUCCUUUUACGCACUGAUUUCACGUAAACAGGGCCUUUUUUUAUAACAUAUACUAUUAAUACUAUGAUAGUGUUGACCUGAGAUCGACAACUAUACGAAAAGUAUAGUUACUGCAUGCUAUACUCUGAACCGCAAUCCUGAUUUUCAAUAUCGGACAAUAACAAAAGCAGGACGGCAGUUUGAAACAUUGUUAAAGGAAUGAAAAGCACUUUGCUUUGUAAAACUGAAUCGUUGGCAAAAUUUAGAUACCAAAAUUAGAUCAUAAGGUAAAGCGCGUUAAUGUGUGCUUGUGUAAGCAAUAAUUUAGGGAGUUUUGCCUACGAAAAAAUAGAUAAUAUUGAUUAUUGAUACAAAAAGAUAGAAACGGACUAUUCCACGAAGAAUAUCGGUUUUUAUGGAAGAAAAACGAUUUAUUCAAUGUUUCUUUAACCAAAGUUUGUGUUUUGUUUGUUAACGUCACAGCAAUGAUGCCUUGUUAUUCGACGGCUAGGCAAACUCGUGAAAGAAAGUAAUCAUGUUUUGGCAAUUCCGCCCACGCGGCAAGCGCCAAUGCUACUUGGUUGAUUUGUUAGACACUUUUGAUCUCGGUCAUUUGAACGUGCGCACGCUCUGUAUUUUCUAAUUGCCACAAGGGCGAUCGGCGCCGACGACGUCUGCAAACAUGUUUUAUGUUGUUGUGUCAGAAUAAUUUACCAAGUAAUGUACCUCUGUGGCGUAUCUCAUAAAAAAACGUGAAUUGCUAGAAAAGAGCAAAACAUUAGGCUAUUGAAUAAAAGGAAACAUUAUUUAUACAUACAGUAAUGACGAGGUUCCUUAUAAUGGUUAUUAAUGUUCUUGCGCGUUAUAUGAGAUCGUUACAAAUAUUCAAAUAACUUUCAUACGCCUUUGGGAAUAAAAUUUAUGUUUUUCGGGACAGAGUUCUUUCAAAAGUAUUACGGGCAUGUUAUCUAUAUUAUGCAACAAUAUUACUUUUAGACUUAUAGACGCUACGGUUGUACAUUACUACUUAAUUUUGAUUUACGAGGUUAGACUAUAAUAUGAUUAAUUUGAUCACUAAAGGACAUAAAUCUUAUACUCGAAAAUAUGGCUUUUUUAAUAUUUGCAGUGAUAGAACUAUACGAAUGAAUACACUCUUAGCACCGCAGUGAAGACUACAAUAUAGUUAUUGAUUUAUCAGUAAUAGCCUGUAAAUAGUAAAUAGUAUAACGGAGGCUUCAUUCUAUCAAUAGACAAUUGUAUCUUUCAUUAUUCUUCAUCAUUAUCAAUAAUAAUAAUAAUAUUAUAAGUUAUCAACGUACUACGGAACACCAUAGGCAUACUAAAGAUGAAUGCCGAAACGUACGACCUGUUGUUAGUUUAGAUUUAAAUCAAUCUAUUACCUGAAUCUUUAAGCAAGUAGCUGGCCCUACGAUGUGUAAAACUAAUCGAACGCAUGCAAUACAAAAUAUGCGCGGAAAUACCGGUUUAAUUUUAUAAGUAGAAGAAAAGCUUCAAGCUACCAUAUAACUAGAUAAUAUUCCCACUGGGGUUUGUCGACAAAACGAGAGUCAAUCAAGCAAAAAAAAAAUUCAGGUUUGGUAUGCUUGCUUCGUUUAUUUUAUUACUUAUGGCUGAAACUGCAGGAAUGGAAUUGCUUGUUGUCAGUUUAUAUUAUUAUUAGAAGAGGGCUAUAUGCAUGGUAGCGUGUUUGGUGCGUGCCAGCGUUUGUAUGUGAGAAAUCCUUGACGUUGCCUUGUCUCAAUUGUCCAGGUAACGUCCUGAUGCACUGUGACAGUGAGUAAAAGCGUGACAAAAAAACUAAUACAAAAGGGACCCCAGCGUGAAUAAGACAAGUCUUGAGCAUCACAUGCUAUUCAAAUAAGAAACAUUUUCUUUCGUCUUGCAGAACACCAAGUAGUAGGAAACUAACAAUAAUGGCAGUAUUGAUUGCAAAGCAAAUCGCAUGUUCAUGAAAUCUUUCGGCGAGAGCAGUCUAGAGUAUAGAUAUAUAUAUUUAGAUAAUUUUCAUAAAAUUAUGUCACAUACGUACACUGACUCACAUAAAUGACAUACCGACGACGUUAUGGUAUUAAGUAUGAAAAGAGGAAAGAUUUUUAUAGUGAUUCUACAUCAUGUUACCUUUGACGGUGAUGGUAAAUUUAUUGUUCACUCAUUUUGUUGGUGAUGUUGGCUUUCCAAAAGGGAUUUCAACAAAAUUUUUGACCAGAUAGUUCACUCCAACGAUAAGUAAUGUAUGACAUAGAUAAACAGAUGCUAAGUGAAGAAGAGAGUCACGUGUGACUAAUAUAUAUAUAUAUAUACAUAUAUAUAUAUAUAUAUGCAGAGGCUGAUGGACAGUGUUUGGACUACGAAAUAGAGAUCCUUAGGGUGGUGACAAAAAUUACAGUUUAUAUAAAAUAUCUUGUAUAUAAAAUGAAUGUUUUUGUACGCAGAGAAAAUAUUGACUAAUAGAAAAAGGAAGUAAUUGUGGAUAAUGAUGAUAAAAAUAAAAGGUACAUAUGAGAAAGUGGUGUGGCGACGUCGAAAAAUACUAGUGAAAAACAGAAACACUUCGAAGUGGUGGCUGAUGAAAGCUGACUAUUAUUAGGAUUAAUAUAAUUUUAUACAUCAUGUUUAAUAAAGAAAACGACAUCCAAUUUUAA
This is a messenger RNA of Varroa destructor (honeybee mite), 5593 nucleotides long. RefSeq lists its product as uncharacterized. Lineage: Eukaryota; Metazoa; Arthropoda; Arachnida; Mesostigmata; Varroidae. Gene Ontology annotation, molecular function: kinesin binding. Gene Ontology annotation, biological process: cytoskeleton organization; nucleus organization; nuclear migration. The record is from RefSeq and is a predicted model, not a curated record. Gene Ontology annotation, cellular component: nuclear envelope; membrane; perinuclear region of cytoplasm.